Bipolaris sorokiniana ND90Pr is the source of this 465-nucleotide messenger RNA. RefSeq lists its product as uncharacterized. The coding region runs from base 1 to 465 and encodes 154 amino acids. The record is from RefSeq and is a predicted model, not a curated record. The transcript has 2 exons. NCBI's taxonomy places the organism in Eukaryota, Fungi, Ascomycota, Dothideomycetes, Pleosporales, Pleosporaceae.
AUGACAAACCUGAUCCAAGGGAAGACAAAAGAAUCUAGGUACAAAUUUCUCGGCGCGAGCGAGCAAACUCGUAUAACAGUGCGGAAGAUGCGCCAAGUCACGGGAACUUUCAUGUAUAUGCAAGACAAAGACAUAGCAGAGAUAUUUGCGAAAGAGAAGAAUAUGAUAGGAGAAAUGAUGGGCUACAUCGAUAGAGAGUUGCCUAGAAUCCCGAAGAUAAUGAGGGAUGGACCGUUGUGCACACCAUGCGUUGAUUUCAUGGACUUCAAUCUAAAAGCACUAAACCAAGAGUGGGAUUCUAAAAGGAAGACAGACGAGUUUAAAUCUGAUGCGAAAGACGACAAGGCUACACAAGAUCGCAAACAGGCUCUCAAGGCGAUACAUAAGGAAAUUUUCGAACUUAUCAAGAAGACCGAGGCUGCAUGGGACAAAGUCAAGAAUUGGGACAAGCCAAAAGAUUGGUAA